Leptosia nina is the source of this 237-nucleotide messenger RNA. Lineage: Eukaryota; Metazoa; Arthropoda; Insecta; Lepidoptera; Pieridae. The record is from the annotation of a GenBank genome assembly.
AUGUGGCCUCGCGCCUAUGCGAAGAUCAUAGAACGAGCUCGAGCUUGGGCGAAGGCGCGACGGGAUCUCACGGAGACGCGGGCAAAAAGCGUCGUCCCGAUGAGCCGAGCGGAGAUAGCGCUGCGUGCAUACAGAUCGCGCGCGAUCUUCGCGGACAAAAAACCCGAGCAUCGCAAUCGAGGAAAUGCCUCCGCCGCGAUUACCCACCUCUUGCAGCGAAUCCUACCGGCCGAUUGA